Molecule: messenger RNA, 3696 nt
Organism: Pyricularia pennisetigena
Lineage: Eukaryota; Fungi; Ascomycota; Sordariomycetes; Magnaporthales; Pyriculariaceae
Exons: 3
Biological process (GO): proteasome-mediated ubiquitin-dependent protein catabolic process
Cellular component (GO): nucleus; proteasome regulatory particle, base subcomplex; cytosol
Molecular function (GO): polyubiquitin modification-dependent protein binding
Source: RefSeq, a predicted model, not a curated record
CCUUUCGAGCACUACAAUUGUGCAGACGCCGGCUAUUUCUCGGGGAUUACACUACCCAGGUACUUCGCCUUCCCCCAUGGCCAUUUGUAUAGCCAUUACUUUAUGCAGCAAGAGCCUCUCACGAAUCCAGCACACGAUAUCACUUCUCCCACCCCCAGUGCUUCGGAAAACCCUUUCAAAGAUGGCUUCCCUUGUGGCCCAGAUGGCAUCCGUAGCCUUCGAGCUUCGUCGGCCUCACCCGGUGGCGCCUGGGGCGGCAGCCCACGCCUGCGCGAUGCCGGAUUCCUCGACACCGAGCAGCUCGAUAAGCAGUUGCGCCGACUGAGCGAUCACAAAGAUGAUGAUUCUGGACGGCGCUCGGAGCCUCCUAUAGCUGGUCAACGGGUAUUCGACUACGAGAAUGCUCUAACCCCUUCACAAUCGAAACAUUCAUCUGGGUUUAAGUUCGCGAACCGGACAAGUUCCCCAUCGACAGGAAUACAAUUGUUGGACCUUCCAAAUGAGACCUUGACCCAUAUCUUGUCGCACCUACAUCCUGACUCACAUGCGGCCGUUGCGCUGGUCUCAAAGCGUUUUUACAGCCUGGUGACCACGCCUCAUGCUUGGCAUAUGGCUUUUAUGCGACAUUUCCCUGGCCAAAAAGUUUCCCGGUCGCCGUCGGCGACCAUCGCUGGGCACGUCGAAGAGCUGGAUGACUCUGACAGAAUUCGUUCCGAAUAUCGUCAGUUCACUCGCUUGACAGCAUUUGCCUCAUGGAGAAGCGAGUAUCUUCUUCGCACACGUCUUCUGCGCAGUGCAGCGAGAGGGAAACCAGGCGCAGUUGCUGGAGGCAUUGGUUCCGCGAUUCGAACAGGCCCCCAGAAACGCGCCAGCCCUGUCCUGACGUACAACUCGAAGCUUCCCUGGAUGGUCUCGAACAUACAUGCUGUCUUCUCCUCAAGCGCCAAGAAGCCCCCGAAAGUCAUCCAAGGAUCUGCAGAUCUCUGUGUUGGAACCCUGGGCGACCCUACUACUGGCAAAAUCGAGAGGUGGGGCCUGGACGACCACUUUUCCUUCUCACAACUCGAUGAAGUCUUCCCGAACCUCGAGCCCUAUGGCGUCGAUACCGGGCCCGCCGCCACUCUCAAUGUCAUAGACGUUAGCGUGCCUUACGGGAUCGUUGGUGGAGAGGGGUUUCCCGGUGGACGGCCUUAUUUCCGCCCCAUUGGGGAACCUAACGGGCGAUACCUAGCUACUCGGCCUGAUGUUUCAGCCUUGUCUAUUCCGGACGACGUGCCCAAGAUUCCAGAUAUGUUGGAGGGCAUAUGCUCUGUGUGGGUAGCCAAGUCCGCUGCUGUACCCUACACGACAAGCUCCAUGAUUGGAAUCAUGACUGGAUCUACACUCGGCGUUGUGACGUCCUACUCUCUUGGCUAUGAUUCAUCCGGUCCUCGUUACAGCAAGGGUGAUAUGACCUGUCGAUGGGUCCUCAGUCCGGGCGUGCCCAUCAUUGCCCUGAAGGUCGACGAGAAUUAUAGUCCAAAACGUAAGGCGCUGAGACGUGUUUGGGCUGUCGCGCUGAAUGCCCUGGGCGAGGUUUAUUACCUUGUGGAUACUCCGACGCCGCCUAUUGCUAGACCGAUGGUAGAAGAGGGUAUUGUUGGCGCUUGGCAGGCGGGGCGAACAGCUGCUUGGGAACUAGUCGAAGCUACCAGACGGACCGCAAGAUCAGAUGAACUAAACAUGGACGAGGUGAUGGGUGCAUAUUCACCCCAUAAGUCGUCGAUGCAAACGUCCCUUACAAAAGCCCAGCUUAUUGCAGAAUGUCGGGAGAUUGAGACAUUUUUCCGCAAGACGCCGUCCGACAUCAAGAAGUCGUGUGAGGGAUGGGACAUGCGUCGCAAGAUUGAGGUCGAUUUUGGUGGUGAUGACGGUGGCUACGCCGGAGAGUCCGUGGUUGUCGUUACGCGCGGUUUAGAGCCCGACCAGCCUGCGAAGCUCAUGAAGUUCACCCGUCAAAUGGCACCGGUCUCGCUGGAAUCAGCGUCCACCCCUAAAGUUCUCUCAUCCGACACCCAAGCAAUCCCACCCAAACCGCACUCCUCCCUCUUUGGUAACCCCAUGGAUCUGGAAGCGCCCGAAACUUUUUCUGGCAAUGGUGUAUUGUCAUUGAGCAGCAUCGAGGCUGGCGCUUCUUUGACUGCCGGCAUGGACUAUUGGUUUGUUACGCCUCUGUUCUUGGACACCAAGGGUCAUGAUGGCAUCGAAAUCACUUCGGUUGCUCUUGACAACUCGAUUCACGCCCAGACCACAAUGUUUGAGGAUUCCUGGAAGGCUGGCGGCUCUGGCGGCUCUGGUGGCGCUGUCACAUCUGCUUCUGGUGAUCGUGGGUCUCAAUACAAAAGCAAUGCUGGCGAUCUACCUGGAAGACGCGCCAGGAUGAUGGCCGCUGGGACUAGCUCAGGUGCGGUGAUGGUGUGGAAUGUCCGCGAAACGACAACAGACGUUGUGCCAUUGGUCAGGUACAUCCAGACAGAGUCCCCCGAGGUCUCUAGCGUUGCGCUCUCGUCGCUAUACCUCAUUCAUGGAGGUAGCGACGGACUGGCGCAGGCCUGGGAUAUCCUGGCCUCGAGCAUGGAGCCCAUCCGCACGCUCAAUUCGAGAGCUUCGGGUCGGUUGCCUCGGGCCAUCUUGAAUGCCAACCCUAUGCUUCGAGAUGCGAAUCAUACUGCGGUGGGAGCCAUCUACCUAGAUCCAGACCCAGCGGUUCCAAGGGGAAUACUGGCUUUCGGGACGUUCUUGCGUUACUGGACUUAUAAUUCGGAAGGCGUGCAAAGUUCGGGCCGGAAGCGCAGGUCCCGUCACCACGCUGAUGGCCAUGUUGCCAGCCGUCGCACCGGUGCCACCGUCAUGGACUACAUUGCAAACGAGGCUGCAGAGCUCCGCCGUGAGCAGGCUCACCGCGCCCGUGAGGAGGCGCGCCUUCGCAGUCGCUUCGGGGUCGGGUUGGGUGACCUUACCGAGGAAGAAGCAAUCCGAUAUGCUCAAAUGAUAUCCGAAGAAUCCUUCCAGUUGGAUGAGGACCUUCGACGGUUCGGCACGAGUGACGAGACUGGGUCUAUGUCUCUGUCUUCCUCACCGUCUGCAGAGGAUGCGGAUACUGAAAUGGGCGGAGCAAUCUCGGUUGACAGCAGUCAAGGUGGCCAUACCACUGGCACAUUGACCCCUGAGGCAACCUCAUCAAUGCAGUCUAUGCUGGCGCAUCGGCAGAGCCACACAGAGGAUCAUGACCCUGAUUACGAACGUCAGAUACAGCAGGCGAUGCGGCUAUCGCUGCUCGAGGCAGGCAUUAACGAUGAGGGAAUGUCGCCUCGUGGCAGCAGCUCGGGCGAGUACGAAUUCCAGAUCAAGUACAAGCCGGGGAAGAAAGAAAGAGGAAUCACGUCAAGAAGACCGUCCUCAAUCUCGCCGUCCGCCAGUCAAGUACGCAAACCUGCUUUCGUCCAGCCUGUUUCUACUUAUAGCAACCAUCUCAAUGGUGGCAGCGGUGAUUUUGAUGAAGAUUUGCAGUUGGCUCUUCGAUUGAGCCUCCAGGACGCAGCAGUGACUUCCACUGGAUCUCAGAACCAUGAAACAUGGUUGGCAAGCCCACAAUGCAAGGAAGAUGAGUUCCCGGCGCUGGAACCUAAGGGCAAGGGGAAGCGCAACGCGGCUUAG